GUGAGGAAAAGAAGAAGAAUCUGAGUUGUAGUGUUGAACCUAUAAAGACAAAUAAAUUCUAAUGGUCGCUGUCCGUUCAGGGCACUGUGUGUGACUUUCUGCUCCCUUUUCCCCACUUUUUAAGCAGACAAAACUAUGGACUUGGAUUCCAUGAAAUAUGCGGAGUUACGCGGUCUCGCGAAGCAGCUUGGUCUCAAGGCAAAUAUGAAGGCCGACAAGUUGUUGGAAGCUAUUAAGAAGCAUUUUGAGCGACAAAUGGACACUGAGAAAGACAAGACAGAAGAGACGGAGGCCCACGUCAAUACUGAGGUGAAGGCAGACGAGUCCAAAGAGGUGAUUUUCAGGUCUUCAGACAUGAGUAGUCGAGUGCGGAACGACGCCAAGGAUGAAGCAGGUCGUCAAGCAGCGAGCACGGAGCAACGAAUCAACCUGAAGUUUCUGGUCCGGUUGGGGAAAAGUCCAUCUGAAGCAUUGGGAUUGUUGCAGCAAGUGUACGGUGAUGAGACGAUGUCACGCUCACGUGUUUUUGAGUGGUGCAAGAGGUUUAAAGAGGGACGCGAGGACGUGGAAGACAACCCCAGGAGUGGAAGGCCUUCAACGAGCAGGACUGAGGCCAAUGUGGAGCGCGUCCGGCAGAUGCUGCUUGGCGAUCGUCGGUUGACUGUUCGAUUGAUCGCAAAUGAGCUAGGCCUGAACCGGGACAACGUUUGGAAGAUUAUCACUGAAGAUUUGGGAAUGCAGAAAGUCUGACACAUCCUUACCCCCUAAUCAUAUAUAGAGAGUUUAUAUGAGCUUUUGAAUGAACUGAUGAAAAAUGUCAGGAAAAGCCCACAAAAAUAUCUAAAUGUCAUUUGGGGUAAUCAGUGGCUUGACUUUCAAUGGUGUGGUGACUUUAAUAUGAAUUUAGAGGUGAUUGGUUUAUUUCAAAUGCAACGAUAACGCCAGUUAUAGAGGGUGUGCACACUUAUGCAAGCGGAAUAUCGACGCUGUUUAUUUUCACUUCCCCUCAAAAAUAUUUUAUUUAAAAUGUUUCAAUAAUGUUGGUAACAGUGUUGGAAAAGGUUUUUAAAUUACAUUAUUUAUCUUGGUCUCUCUUUUUUAUGUGUAUUAUUAAAUAUAGUCUUCAUAAAGAGUC
Messenger RNA from Hippocampus comes (tiger tail seahorse), 1135 nucleotides. It is a transcript of the gene gvqw3, whose product is annotated as GVQW motif containing 3. The record is from RefSeq and is a predicted model, not a curated record. The transcript has 4 exons. The coding region runs from base 136 to 750 and encodes 204 amino acids. Lineage: Eukaryota; Metazoa; Chordata; Actinopteri; Syngnathiformes; Syngnathidae.